Molecule: messenger RNA, 2595 nt
Organism: Xylaria bambusicola
Lineage: Eukaryota; Fungi; Ascomycota; Sordariomycetes; Xylariales; Xylariaceae
Product: TRAPP trafficking subunit Trs65-domain-containing protein
Exons: 2
Coding region: 176-1993 (605 amino acids)
Biological process (GO): intra-Golgi vesicle-mediated transport
Cellular component (GO): TRAPPII protein complex; trans-Golgi network
Source: RefSeq, a predicted model, not a curated record
AAUAGGUAUCUAUAGGUAUAUGUGUACCUCCGCAUCUUGAGAUAUCAUCCGCCUCAACAACCUCAGGUUCUGUAUGCGUCUUUCUCAUUACACUACGGUGGUUCUUCAAAUGUAGGCCGGGAGUCUCUAUACAAUACCAAGGAAGCUUCAAUUUGCCGGGCGGCCCUUGCCCACAAUGGGCGAUCAGUCUUCCCGCACAACACCUCAGCCUGCUCUAGACCUGGUCGAGAACUCGACUCUGCGAUAUUUCAUCCCUCGCGAUACCGAUUUCGCACCUGGCGAAUUCUUCAAAGAUGGCAUCUCUUCCUUCGUUCAGGGUCUCGCUUCGAUAGAGCAACGAGACUCGUUGUUUUUCGAUGAAUCCGUCGAUAUGGUGUUCGUGCUUAGCAUCCCAUAUACCGACGAUGAUAACCUUCAAGCGACGCUCAAGAGCCUUACUAUAUCCCUAGAAACCCAAAUCGUCAACGGGAGUAGCUCCGACCGCGAUGGCUCCCCCGCCGCCGAAGUCAUCUAUGCUGAUACCAUAGUUGGCUCUCAGGAUCUUCCCAUAAUAACUUUUCACUCGGUCGUGGAUAGUACAGGUGAUGGUGUUGAUUCUACAAGCUGUACUUAUUUGGUAUGGACUAAACCUGUGUUCCUCAAUCGUCCUAGGAUUCGGCUGCAAAGCCCAUCAGCUGUUUUUGUUGCAACAGCGAGCGUGAGACCUCCUCUCAACCCCUUUUCCGACAAAUUCCAAGAUGAUUAUAUGUUAAGUGGCACGGCUUCCAGUCUCAAUCUUCUAGAGUCCUUCAGAAAUGAUCUGGCUCUAGGUGGGAUCAAGCCACGGCUUUCUGCUUUAAGAGUUUCGCGUGUGGCCCCUCUUACACAACAAGCCAACGACCUAAUACGUUCCAUCAAGCCAUUGUCAAGCCUUUCGCUACGUAUAUACCCAACGGUACAUUCACGCAUAAGGUUUACUCAUCCAAAUACUACGCCCGCCACAGCAGCUGUGAUUGCUAUGCUCGAAGUUGAUUUCACUCCAUUUUUUGAUUGCGAGAUCAGUCUUGACAAGAUUACGCUUGCGAUUCCAGACGCUACAGUUGAGGAUCUCACAGCUGAGGCCGGUCUCUGCUUACCGCUGUCUUGUGUUUCACAUGAUCAUAUCACGUUCAUAUACCGCAUAAACCCGAGAGCAAGCGAUGUCGCUUCACAUAACCUAAUGCGAGACUUGGAUAUUACAAUCUCAGCAACCGCCCUGGUGAGCCCCUCCACUAAACCUCAGCUCAAGCUGGUAUGGACAGCAGCGGUAGAUUUUACAGUUCCUGUAAAUCCUGGCUAUGGGUCUACGAUGCAGCCGAUACAACGUACGCACCGCCCAAGUCAGUUAUCUCUUGGUGGGGAGAGCACUACUUCGUUAACAGCCCCUUCUAUCGCGAGACCAGAUGCUCUACCCUCUCUUGAAGCAUCAACCUCGCAAACAGAGACAUCGAUACAAGAAUUAGGGAUCACGGUAACAUUUACUGCGCCUUCACUGUCUCGAAAGAUUUUUGUUGGUGAUGAAUUUUCAUGGCAUGUUCUUGUCGUCAAUCAGUCACGGAAUCAGGCAGCCGCGGCUAGGAAACUCACAAUGGUGGCUAUCCCUCGACGUAGACGCAACGAGUCACGCGUAACUAGACCACCCUCUGUUUCUCGGGCACUAGACGGCUUACAAAAGCAAACCGAAUUUAUCUGUGAUAAGAAUGUGGCAGAAGCUAUCUUGGAUGACAACAUAGUUCAUGCUAUUCAAAGCAGCAGUGUUGUUGAUAAUGCUGAAGUGGUAUGCCUUAGCCCAGAUGUCAGAAUCGGACCCCUCGCACCUGGAACAUGCCAUGCGGCUGAACUCAAGUUCCUCGCAUUAAAGGAAGGAAUCGUGGGUAUAGAUGCAGUUCGAAUUAUUGAUCUUGGUAAUAACGAACACGUGGAUAUACGGCAUCUUCCAUGUAUCACAGUGGAGAACGCGAUGGAAAUAUCAUGAGCAGCGAGUUCGCCGAUCUUCCAAUUCACCUUAACAUCAACAUCAAUAUUUAAGCCUAGUCGCAUUUCGUCAAAGUACAUCUUUGACAUUGCCACCCGCUCCAUUCGCGGUAAGACUAGAUGUAUUGUGAGCAGAGUGGAAUUUUAGGAGUCGAGGGGUAAACAUUCAGAUGUCCAGCUAGAUUCCCAACUAGAUUUGUUCGUUUGCACAUUUUGUUGAGAUCUGCAGAGUUGUUUUUCAUGCUCCUCAGCCACCUACUGUUGUGAUAGCCAAUAAUCAAGCUGGGCUAGAGCUUUCAUCAAAUUAAUAAUAUGAACUUAUGUACCUAUACGAGAAGAGCACGUUAAUUUGUUUCGAUUUCACACUGGCUUUUAUCACUCAUCAAUCAAAAGCUCACCAUGAGUCGUUAAUUUGACGCAGUCGCUUGAGCUUUCUCUUAUUGCAAAGCUAUGGGCUAUAAUGCGCGACCCACGAGCUGAACGCUAUACUGGGCGUUUUAGAUUCAACACUCUACGAAGUUGACUGGACGGUAGGUAUUCAGUAAUUCAUUUAAACUAACCCUAGGUCGUGCCAAUCCACCUAAAACCGACGCGACAUUUGGC